GACGUCAUAUGUCAUUAUCUUGGUAGGUAUUUUAAUUUCAAACUUGAUUAUUUUUCACGGCUUGUGCAGUAUCGGAAUUUUUCAUUUAAACAAAAACAAAAUUAGUGUGAACAGACUAUCACUAGCCGCCCGAUACUUAACAUAAUUUAAACAUGUCUUCGUCUCCAGAAAUUAAGACUACGGACAAUGAGGAUCCUGAGACUCCUUUAAAUUUUUUUAGUCAAUUACUUAGACCUGUGAAUGUGUUCUUGACUGUUAUCAUCGUUAUAUUAGUGUACAAAAUUUUGAAAAGUAAGUUUAGUAAGGCUUCCGUGUAUCCCCCCAGACCGGAACUGCCUAAAAUUAGGAAAGAUAUGACCGUGGCUGAAUUGCGACACUAUGAUGGUAAUCAACCUGAUGGGCGCGUUUUAGUAGCGGUAAAUGGUUGGAUUUUUGAUGUGACAAGAGGGCGUCGCUUUUACGGUCCUGGUGGUCCAUAUGCGGCCUUUGGUGGGAAAGAUGCUACUCGAGGUCUAGCAACGUUUUCUGUAACAUCAUCAGACAAGGAAUAUGAUGACUUAAGUGAUCUUAAUUCAAUGGAAAUGGACUCAAUCAAAGAGUGGGAAGCGCAGUUCCGGGAAAACUAUGACCUGGUUGGUAAACUUUUGAAGCCUGGAGAAGAACCAACAAACUACUCUGAUGAAGAGACUGAGGAGACUGAGCCAGUCAACAAUCCAGAGGACAAAAAAGCACAAUAAAACUGGAUUUAGGUUAUGAUAAACUUAUAGAUUGAAAGAGUUUAUGGUUAGAAGGGCUUAAUUUAAAUCUUGUAUGGAUCUUAUAAAUUAUUCAGUUGUGUAUAUUUUAUUUAUUAGGUAUUACUCUCAGGUGUUGUAGUUACUGAAACUUUUGGUGACUUCAUAAAAUCGUAUCCACAAGAUAAACUUAGUUUGUCAAACAGAAAAUAUAAAUGAGAAAUAUCAUUGUCUUUUCAAGUCUUUAAAAGUGUAAAUUUUAUUACCAUAAAUUGGAGACUAUUAAUUAGUUCUCUAUCAAUUGCAGUACCUCUAAAAAAAUAAUAUAACAAAAACAUGCCAUUUUUAAAUGUAGCAUGUGCUGAGAUCAUGUUUAAAGUCUGCUCUAGCUAAUACUCUUUCCUUUUUAUAAAUUAAACAGAGAUGGAUUUUGUAUGAUUAUGUAUAGUAAUAUCAGAAAGUACUUAAUACCUAGAUUAUGCUGAUUGAAGCGUUAGCAACUUAUUAUCAUAGAGGUGUCAUAAGUUCUUGAAAUUUUAAUAUCACCCCUAUUAAGGAUUAAAUGGUUGUUGUUAUAUUUCCAACCAAGUCCUUGAAUUCCAGAAAUAAUAAAGAAAUAUUUUUUGCAAACAAAUUUAUUUCAUUCUGUAGAUGGCUUCAAAAGAGGACACCUCUAUAUAUUCUUGAUGGAGUUAUCUGAAGCAUUUCAAAUGAACUUUAUUGUAUGUAAUAUGGUAAUUGGCCAUGAUUGACAUACUAUAAACACAUUGAUUUUGACCUUUUGUUUAGAAUUUUCAUGUGAACACCAUUUUUGCAGUCAAAUUUGUUUAAAAUUACACUUCUAUAAUCAUACUAUAUCUAUCUCUGUUUAAAGGACAUCUAUAUUUGUUGCUUUGUAAAUGUUUUCAAGUUAUAAAUGUAUUUAUAAUAUAGUAUAUUUACAGUUUUGUGAAUUGAAAGACUGAUGGCGAUAUGUUUAUGUGAAGGACCACAUUCCCCUUUGCGCUACCUUUAUUAUGGUUCAAGGAUGGUUUUUUCCUCACUACUAAUAAUGCAUUAAUGUACAAAUUAUAUCUUUGUUUAUUAUGAAAACCGUUACUUGACCCAUUAUAUUUGUCCAUUAGAUUUAGCAUUUUUUGUGGACGGUUACCUAAUAACAAACAAGUUUUGACCAUCAGUACUUAAAUACUUAAAGGUUACAAAUAAUAUCAGUUAUUAUAAAAGUUGCUGCUCUUUGUUGUAUUAUCAGUGUUUAUCAUUGUCGUUAGGGUUUAAUUUUUUAAUCUUUUUAUUGUUAAUGCGUCUCACAAUUCUGCUUAGAUUUAACUAUUAAUUCGUGAAAUUAAAAUUGAAUUCGCCUAUGUUUUUAAAUUUAGAUAUUUUGUAUUGGAGUUUUUAAGAAUAUUAUGGACUGAGUUAGGAUUGAUAAAAUGUAUGGCUUGUGUAUGAUUUCCACAAAUUGCUGUUAUUGUCACACUGAAAGUUUGUUGAGUGCUGUUUUAUAAUAUUUAAUAUUCAAUAGAAAGUAUUUUAGAUACAAAAGUUGCAUACACUUCCAUAGCCAACCCGAUUACGUUUAUAAAAGUGAGAUGAUUCUUUUUCAGCAAAUGAACUAACAGUAAAUAGAUGUGUUGUCCACCGAGGCACUUAAGCGCGAGCAGGUACUCCCUAUAAUUCCCAGUACUUAAGUUAGUUAGGCUAAUUAAAUGCGCAUUUUUCAUAUUAAAAGAACAUGCGCGAAGUUUUCCCCACCAUGUCUGGUUACUUUACACUCCCAUAUAUAUAUUAUGAAACGAAAAAGAACAAGUGCAUGAGCAAUUUGUGGAGUCUAAUGAUUAUUUUAAGGCUUAGAGAUAGGUGUUGCAAAAAAAUGUUAAAUUGUUUUCGAUGUCAUUAAGUAAGCAGAUUGAACUUGUAGCAACAGAAAGUGAAUGCCUUAAUGAUUGUUGUGACUGAAAACAUUUGGUGUGUAUGUUAUGCUUUGGUGUUAACAAAUGAAAUUUAUGUAAUAUUUAUUUGAAAUUUUCACAAUAUAGCCUCUUUUAUA
Messenger RNA from Pieris napi, 2781 nucleotides. RefSeq names its product membrane-associated progesterone receptor component 1 (gene Pgrmc2). The record is from RefSeq and is a predicted model, not a curated record. Lineage: Eukaryota; Metazoa; Arthropoda; Insecta; Lepidoptera; Pieridae. Bases 153 to 737 code for a protein of 194 amino acids. The transcript has 3 exons. Gene Ontology annotation, cellular component: endomembrane system; membrane.